Corticium candelabrum is the source of this 3194-nucleotide messenger RNA. RefSeq names its product neutral alpha-glucosidase AB-like. The coding region runs from base 8 to 3088 and encodes 1026 amino acids. The transcript is spliced from 25 exons. NCBI's taxonomy places the organism in Eukaryota, Metazoa, Porifera, Homoscleromorpha, Homosclerophorida, Plakinidae. The record is from RefSeq and is a predicted model, not a curated record. Gene Ontology annotation, molecular function: carbohydrate binding; alpha-glucosidase activity. Gene Ontology annotation, biological process: N-glycan processing; carbohydrate metabolic process.
UGUAGACAUGUUGAAGGUUUGUGUAUUGCUUCUUCUAGCGUCCAUUGCACAUUGGGCGCCGGCAGUUGAUAAGAGCAACUUCAAGUGUUGUAAUGACUGCAGUUUUUGCAAACGACAUCGAAACAUUUCUCCUCACAGUUCGCCAUACGUAGUCAGACCUGAAUCCGUUACAAUCGAGUCGUCAUCAAUCACGUUGGAGAUUGAGAACACUGACAACAACGUUAUCUUCUCUGCUGUGUUGAAUUCUCUAGCUGACGGCCGGGCAAGGUUGCGGAUUCGAGAAAAGGAUCCUUUGAGACAGCGUUAUGAAGUGGAAGGCGCAUUGGUUGGGGAACCUGAAGAGCAACCGUUGAAUUAUGAUCAGAGAGAUGAUGGUAGUGUGACUGUUGGUAUUGAGAAUAGAAAGAUUGUAGUGUCGUACAAACCGUUCAGAGUUGAUUUUAUGAUUGAUGAUGUUGCCGUGGUGACGCUGAAUGCACAGGGAUUGUUGGAGUUUGAACACUAUCGAGAGAAAGUUACUAGAGAUGCUGCACCAAUAGAUAAACAAGAUGUAACUCCUGAAGAAGGCGAGGUUAACUCUGAGGAACAUAACAAUGUAAACGAGGAAGAUGCUAAUAGUGUGGAAGUGUCUCAAUCUAAUGACAAGGAAGAAGAGGUGGUCAUAGAUGCACCUAAUGGAGACCAUGAAACAGAUGAGCCUAAUAUUGCUGUACUUGAACCAAAGGGACCAGAAGUUGAUGAUGUUAAGCCAUCACCAGAAGAUGAGAAAACUGAGGAAAAUGAAGAUGAGAAAACUGAGGAAAAUGAAGAUGAAAGGGAAAAUGAGGAGGAGGACGACGACAACGAUCACCAUGAUGAUAGUGCAAGUCACAAGGAUGAUUCUGGACUUUGGGAGGAAUAUUUCAAGUCUCAUUAUGACUCAAAACCAUAUGGUCCUAGUGCUGUUGGUAUGGACAUUUCAUUUCCUGGUUGUAAAUAUGUUUAUGGCAUUCCAGAACAUGCAGACACUCUGGCACUAAAAGUCACCAAGGACAGUACAGAUCCAUAUCGGUUGUACAACUUGGAUGUGUUUGAAUAUGAAUUGGAUAAUCCGAUGGCUCUGUAUGGUUCUAUACCUUACAUGUUGGCACACAGUUCACAUCAUACAGCUGGUGUUUUCUGGCACAAUGCUGCAGAAACUUGGGUUGAUGUUAGUUCAUCAACAACAGGAAAGAGUGUGUUGUCAAGACUGAUGGAUUAUUUCAAGUCAGAGCAAGAUAUGCCGCAAAUUGACACACACUGGAUAUCAGAAAGCGGAAUUAUUGAUGUCUUUGUGUUGUUUGGACCAAAGCCACGGGAUGUAUUCCGACAAUACAGUAACCUAACAGGACCGACACCAUUGCCACCACUCUUUGCGUUAGCAUACCAUCAGUCCCGUUGGAAUUACAGGGACCAGACUGAUGUUGAAGAAGUCCAAAGUAAUUUUGAUAAGCACGACAUUCCCUAUGAUGUUCUGUGGUUAGAUAUUGAGCACACAGAUAACAAGAAGAUCUUUACUUGGGAUGGUCAGAAAUUUCCAGACUCAGUAAAGAUGCUAAAUGAUUUGUAUCAUUAUGGCCACAGGAUGGUGACUAUUAUCGAUCCUCAUGUGAGGGAAGAGGAAAACUACCACAUUCAUGAUGAGGCUUGUAGUAGACAACUCUUCGUAAGGAAGUCUGACAGAACACGAAACGAGAGCUACAGUGGUCAUUGUUGGCCAGGUCAAUCUUGUUGGCUGGAUUUUGUGAAUCCAGCAGUGAGGGAGUGGUAUGCCAGCAUGUUUGACUUAGAUAAAUAUCAGGGCUCAACGUUGUCAUUGUUUACAUGGAAUGACAUGAAUGAGCCAUCUGUGUUUAAUGGCCCUGAGAUAACUAUGCACAAAGAUGUUCGUCACAGUGACGGCUACAAUGACUGGGAACACAGAGAUGUUCACAACAUCUAUGGAAUGUUUCAACAGCAGGCUAGCUCUGAAGGUCUUGUACAUAGAUCAGAUGACAAGGAGAGGCCUUUUGUGCUCUCAAGAGCAUUCUUCGCUGGAUCACAGAGAUUCGGUGCUGUAUGGACUGGUGACAACAAAGCUGAGUGGAGCCAUCUGGCUGCAAGCAUGCCAAUGCUCAUGUCAAUCAGCUUGGCAGGUCUUCCCUUCGUUGGUGCAGAUGUUGGUGGAUUCUUCCAAAAUCCCAGUGAUGAGCUAUUAAAAAGGUGGUACCAGGCUGGUGCAUAUCAGCCAUUUUUCAGAGCACAUGCUCACAUGGAUACAAGACGACGAGAACCAUGGGUUUUUUGUUCUGAAACACUAAAUUCAAUUCGAGAGUCUAUUAGGGCUCGUUAUGCUCUCUUGCCUUAUUGGUACACAGAAUUUUACAAGACUUCACAAACUGGAGAGCCCGUCAUGAGGCCACUGUGGGUUGAUUAUCCCAAUGAUGAAAGAACAUACAGCAUGCAAGACCAAUACCUCAUUGGUUCUGACCUUCUGGUGAAGCCUGUGACAUCUGAAGGAGCAACUUCGAUUUCAGUUUAUCUCCCUGAUAAAAAUGGGGUGUGGUACGAUCAAGAUGACUAUACACAAUACAAUGGUAACCAGGAUCUCUCACUGUCAGUGACCAUCGAUAAGAUUCCUGUAUUCAUUCGAGCUGGUAGCAUUAUCCCAAAGAAGCUAAGAGUUAGAAGGUCAUCUGAAAUGAUGUGCAAUGACCCAUACACACUGUACAUUGCUUUGGACAAACAGGGUAAAGCAUCAGGAUUACUUUAUGCUGAUGAUGGACACUCUUUUGAGUAUAAGACAAAGGGCCAAUUUUUGCUGAGAUCCUUUGAGUUUUCCAACAACGUACUUACGAGCAAAUCUGCCAAUCCUCAAGGUGUUUAUCAGAGCAAGUCAUACAUCGAACGUGUAAUUAUAUUGGGUCUUGAUUCACAACCUUCUUCUGUCACUAUUCUUGAACAAGCAUCAUUCUUUUCUAUUGGCUCAGGACAGUCUCUCAAGUUCACAUAUGAUGCUCGCAAACGGAGCCUGAUUGUGAAGAAACCAGGGGCCAAUAUUGGCAAAGACUUCAGUCUUAAACUCAGUUGAGAAUCAGUAGCUUGGAUAGCAAUGUAGAGAAAUGGUACAGUACUGCCUUUUUCUUGGUGCACAUCAUUGAUUAAAAAAGGUUAAAAUAAAAUUAAGAAUGACGUGA